Parathielavia appendiculata is the source of this 700-nucleotide messenger RNA. RefSeq lists its product as uncharacterized. The transcript has 2 exons. Lineage: Eukaryota; Fungi; Ascomycota; Sordariomycetes; Sordariales; Chaetomiaceae. The record is from RefSeq and is a predicted model, not a curated record. The coding region runs from base 49 to 480 and encodes 143 amino acids.
GAUGACGCGGACGGUUUCUCUCAGAUACCCCUGCCACCUGCGUUAGCCAUGGAACGAUGGUGUAAGCAGCGGAUACCUCGAAUCGGAAUGCCACGCCCAUGUUCCUUUUGUCCAUAUCUGGAGUUAUAUAUCUUGUUGCAUUUACUGGUUGGCACAAACUGGAGCACGCACGGGGUCGGCGGUUUGCGGAGACGGAGUCUUUUCCUUCUUCGAGGCGGCGCGGGAGGCAGUUGUUUUUUCUCUCUCUGCCACCGUCUUGUUCUUCCCUUUAUCGCCACGACAGUCAAACGACAUGAUGAUGAUCCGGCUCUUCCUGUCUUACAUGAUAUAUCGUUCCUGCAUCUACACAUCAUACAACACCCUUGUUUUGUUGGUGUCCCGCCUUCCUGUUGUAUUUGGAGCCGGUCAAGCGCGUUAUUGGGGGUCAUAAAAAAGAGCAAAAAUAAAAGUCUGGGGGUUGGUUGGGCGGCUGGUUGUUGAGACGGUUUCUUCCGUUUCUUCCCCUUCCACGGCGGACUUCCAUUGCCGUCGAGGUGUUUGUGUUGGCAUUCAGAUAUAUCUAUCUGCCUGCCUUGAUUUAGGCUCUUUAUGUGCUGCACCGGCACUUAUUCUACGUUAUUAUCCCGUUUGGGGAAUUGGGAUGCUGUUCCAAGACGAUGGCUGGCACGCGGAGGGAUUUAUGAGUUCUGGAUUGGACCGG